ACCGGAAAUCGGUCGGGCCGUGCCGCCAUGCCGCUGCGCGCCGUGUACCUGCUCAGCGCCCCCGGGCCCCGCGGCCGGGCCCGAACCUACGUGGGAUUCACGCACGACCCGUGGCGGCGGCUGCGGCAGCACAACGCGGGGCGGCACAAGGGCGGGGCGCGGCGCACGAGCGGGCGCGGGCCGUGGCAGAUGUUGCUCUACGUGCACGGCUUCCCGUCUGACGUGGCGGCGCUGCGGUUCGAGUGGGCGUGGCAGCACCCCGCCGCUUCCCGCCGCCUCCAGGACGCCAAGCCCCGCCCCCUUCCCGGCGAGCAGCCAAUCGCCUUCGCUCUCCGCAUGCUGCCCCGCCUACUCUGGGCCCCGCCCUGGCGCCGCCUCCCGCUCCGGCUCCGCUGGCUCCGCCCCCCUCCAGGCCCCGCCCUGUGCCCGGCCCCGCCCCGUCACGUGGUUGUGGAGAUGGACCCGGGGGGGCCGAGGCCGCGCCCCAAACAGCGGCACCCGCCCGCUAUGGGCACGGCCACUGUGUGCACGGUGUGCUCUGAGCCCUGCCAGGGCCCAACCCUGCGCUGCCCCCGCCCGCCCUGCCCUGCGCGCUGCCAUGCCCGCUGCCUCGCCCCACGCUUCCUAAGGUCGGAACCAAAGGAGCUGCUUCCACUGGGCGGGACCUGCCCAUGCUGCCAGCAGGAGGUGCUGUGGGGAGAGCUGAUCGGCCACGGGGAUGGCGACAAUGAAUGGGCUGAUCUGGGAGACCCUGCCUUGGGCCACUGGACAGAUGAGCUGCUGCAGGGCCAGGGGGAGGACCCUGAGUGAAGCCACCUCCUCAGCUGCUUUUUAACAUAAUUUAUUCCUAAUAAAGCAACAAACGGAA
Coturnix japonica (Japanese quail) is the source of this 868-nucleotide messenger RNA. Its product is annotated as structure-specific endonuclease subunit SLX1-like. Gene Ontology annotation, cellular component: Slx1-Slx4 complex. Lineage: Eukaryota; Metazoa; Chordata; Aves; Galliformes; Phasianidae. Gene Ontology annotation, molecular function: 5'-flap endonuclease activity; crossover junction DNA endonuclease activity. Gene Ontology annotation, biological process: double-strand break repair via homologous recombination. The record is from RefSeq and is a predicted model, not a curated record.